UCGUCCAAAUAUCGAAAUCAAGCAUGUGUUGGAAAAGUGUUGGAGUUUGUAAAAAAAAAAUAUAUAUAUAUAAUUAUAUUAAUUAAAAAAUGCGAAAACUGAACGUUUUAAAGAGAUGACAAAUCUCACCGGAAAAGGAAACAACUCCAGUGUGGAUAUAUUUAAAGAUUGCAUCAAUUACAACGAUUUGUUUCUGAUAGUUGCAGUUGUGAUUUUGAUACUUGGAGUUGUUGGAAAUAUUGCAACAUUUUUCAAAAUAGUGCUUAACAAGCGUUUGCGAAGGCCAGUUCCGGUUUCAAUAGCAUGUCUCGCUAUUGCAGAUUUUUUGAGUUUAAGUAUGCAGUUUAUUCGGGUACCUCUAGCACAGUGUGAUAACUAUCCCAACAUAAGUGUGAAAGAAUAUCUUCUGAAUGGUACUCUAGCUGUGACCAAUUCUUCAGCCAUGCAUAUCAUUUUGAUGUCUGCCAUUCGUUACGGUCUAAUAGUUCAUCCCUUGAAGAUGAAAUGUCGUCUUACUACUAGAAAAGUCAUAGUGUGUUCUUGUGUUUCUUGGUUAAUCAGCCUCGUUUUGGGAAUCAUCUACGGAAUAUACAACCGGAAGUAUUACAAUCAGGAAGUUAAAGAGAAAACGGACGCCAUUCUUCAAUUGUCCAUAGCGCUGUAUUUUCUACUAAUUCCAAUAAUGUUUUUCUUGAUUUUCUACAUCAUGGAAUUGCGUGCAAUGAAAAGGUCUCUUCUACAACAAAGAAUAUUAAAAUCUAUUAAGAAUAUUUCAAGGAUGAUAACUGUGAUUUUAAUCCUUUAUGUCGUGUUUAUCUCCCCUUAUGUGAUUGCUGACAUAUUCCGUGUCCUGUACCAACAUCGGAUGUUCGGUGCUUUAGAAAGCAAUGACAUUUAUGACAAUGUCAUACUAAAAAUUUAUUCUGUAGCACAGAUAAUAAUUCUGUUGAAUUAUGCCGUGAAUCCUUUCAUUUACUUUCUCUACCGCAGAUUGCUUUUUCGGGUGAAAUCGUUGUCCACUAGGAGUCACAAAAUCAAACGUCGUCAUAGGUAUCGAAAUAACUUCGACUGCUGUCAUCAGAUGCCAGCAGAGGGCAACUCUAGUGAGAAGUUCGAUGGUCACAUGAUUCCGAAACCUACUGAUGUGGACUGCAGCGUGGUUGGGGACACAAAAACUUACCGAACCAGCAGUAAAGCUAGGAAGGCCACAUUUGAAGUGUUUCCACAGAAUCUCACAGCACGAACAGAUGAAGAAGGAAAUUUUGUUCUUGAAGAGCCCACUAGAGAGGCAAUUGACCAAAUGCAAAGAAAGUUAUACUGCAGCUCUCGGUAUAAAAGCAUUUACCCGGAAAUUGCAGGAACAGAGAAUCUCGGAAAUUCUCGUUCAGUGUGUGAAGCGAGAAAACCAAAACGGGUAAGGUUUGCUGAUGACAUAGGGUAUAAUCUAGAGGUCAAACCAACUCCACGGCAAGAUUACGAGGCAAUCAUCAAUCCUGAAAACUGGCCUCGAUUUGAAAACGAGGCCGACUGUUCUGGCCCUGAAGCCUUUUGCACGUAUUUUGGGAAUACCGAUAAUUCAAAGCCAGGAGUGUCUACCUAUGAAUAUCCAUACACCGUACCUAUUCCUCCAAAGAAUUUGCGUGAUGGAAGCACUAUGAAAGCCAGAGAUAUGGACAGAAAUCAAAACUAUCAUUUUCUGACUUCCGCCAUUUACAACUAUCAGUUGCCAUCAGCAUUACACAAUGAAGAUCUGUCAAAUGUAGAUUUAGAUUUCCCAACAAAUAAAGAAAAAGUAAAGAAAAUCUCUCAUCCAAUAAAAAAGCACGAGCGUCCUUUGAUUCCCACCAAACUCGUACCGGAAAUGAAAGCUGUAAAAGAGGAAAUGAAUAUGAUGGAAGCAAAAGUUCCGGGAAUUCCGAGAACAAUUCCUCUUUUCACUCGAAGUGAUCUUCCCUGCACCAUCAAUCAGUGGUUAGAUUCGGCAGCCUCAGAAAAGCUAACACUGAAAGGACAAUCUGAUCUACAGAAAAGGUACCACGAAAAUCACCAAGAGUCAAUUCCAGAUUUAAGGGACAACAAACGAUACAGCAAGAAAGUGUUCUUUGAUGGAUUCAACUCUUCGGCCUACAGGGGAUAAAACUCUGUAAGGAAUUGUGAACUCUUCAGUAUUUAGAUGGAGAAAAAGUCUUUAAGGACUCUAUGAGUAUAUUUAAAUAAAUAAUGCAUCAGCAUAGGCCUGUUUUAUUCUUAUGUCUUUG
Saccostrea cuccullata (small rock oyster) is the source of this 2258-nucleotide messenger RNA. RefSeq lists its product as uncharacterized. Gene Ontology annotation, cellular component: membrane. The coding region runs from base 116 to 2137 and encodes 673 amino acids. The record is from RefSeq and is a predicted model, not a curated record. The transcript has 6 exons. Gene Ontology annotation, biological process: G protein-coupled receptor signaling pathway. Gene Ontology annotation, molecular function: G protein-coupled receptor activity. Lineage: Eukaryota; Metazoa; Mollusca; Bivalvia; Ostreida; Ostreidae.